AGGUAACACACAACAGGAAUUGAAGAAACACAACGCUUGAGGCCAAUCAGCCGUAGAGACACACCGAUGAGAGGAAAGUGAAAUAACCAGCUGGAGGUUAACAAUCUGACGGAGGAUCUCAGCAUCAUGAAGAUCUUUCUUCUUCUCCUCCUCCCUCUGAUGACAGGCUGUAAGGACACCUUUCGUGUGAAGGGAUGCAGAAAUGGAUGGGUUGAAUUCAUCUGUGAAUACCCUGAAACAGAUGAAACAUAUACAAGUGUUGCUGUAGUUAAGGUUCAACGUACGCUCAUAGAAAGCACUAAGGAGAAUGUGUGGGAAAGCAAUGACAGAUAUUCUGUGUACAAUGACACAAAUAAUGAAAAUGUCAGGGUGGCCAUCAGACAACUUGAAGACGAGGACUCUGGGGAAUAUAAGUGUGUAUUUAAACCUGGCUCUUCUGAAGAAGAGAUGGAGAGAAAAGUGAACUUGAAAGAUGUGAAAAAUGAAUGCCAGGAACCAUUCAUUCAAACUGCGUACAGAACAGCUAAAACCACCAUCUCAUGUCGUUACAAAGGAAAGUCCAAAGUCAAGUUUUUCUGCAAAGACAACGGAUCAAUCUGUGAGAAUAUUGUAUCAACUAGAUCUUCUCUGAGGUCAAACGGGACAUUCAAUCUCACAGAAAGCAGCAGUAGCUUCAACAUGUCCAUCAGUAAUGUGUCCUCACAGCAUGCUGGUGUCUACUGGUGUGGAGUGGAACGUAAAGGAGGACGUUACCGAGCUGCACUCAGAAAUAUAACACUGAAGGUUGAAGAUACUAUUAGUAACUUCACAAGGUUUCCUACAAUUGGACAGAAUUUCACAUACUGGUGUGUAUACUCAAAAGGACAACCAGAAAACCAGAUUAAAUUCAUCUGCAAGGGAGAAGAUCCAUCCAUAUGUGAACCUCUAGUGACCACCGAACAGCUCAAACAGAACACUGGGAGGUUUUCCAUGGAGGACGACAAAGAGAAGGGAAAUAUCACCAUUACAGUGAGAGACGUAACAUCAGAGGACACCGGGACAUACUGGUGUGGAGCUAAAACCAGUGACAAAACACGCAGCAACCCAUUCUUCCACAGAUUGGUGAUGACUGCCGGUGAGUUGUCGGAUUAUUUUAUGGUUGUCAGGCCGAUUCUAAAGUGA
Sebastes umbrosus (honeycomb rockfish) is the source of this 1161-nucleotide messenger RNA. Its product is annotated as polymeric immunoglobulin receptor-like. The transcript is spliced from 5 exons. The coding region runs from base 127 to 1161 and encodes 344 amino acids. Lineage: Eukaryota; Metazoa; Chordata; Actinopteri; Perciformes; Sebastidae. The record is from RefSeq and is a predicted model, not a curated record.